UUAGGUGUGCUAGCCGAAUGAUUACAUCCUGACACACAGACAACGUAGAAUAGCAAUAGCAAUAGGGCAACAUAAUAUAGUAUAAAUGGCCGCCGUGACACAUAGAGGCCAUGGAGAUCGCAAUGAAGCCUCAAUGGAUAUCUAUAACACCGAUGCGUACCUUGAUUCGACCUACGAUCGCCAUAAAAAUGAAAAGUUGGCAAUUUUGUAUGAUGAUAGGUUUCAUGAAGAAAUAGGAAGGAACUGUAACCAAUGUAAACCAUGGGUAGAGCAUAUAGCCUUACUGAAAUCAUUGAGGGAUCCCAAAGCAUACAGAAGAGUAUACUGCAUUAGGGAUAUUUGCAAAUUGGAAAGCGUGAAAUCUACAGAGACAGACUCUAAUGAAGCUGCUAUAACGAUAAAUUACGACUUCAAGGAAGAUGUAAUAACGCAACGAAUUCUCCGCACGUAUGAACGUGCAGUAAAGCAUGUCCCGCUCAGCUACAAAGUGUGGUAUGGCUAUAUAAGGGAUACUAUAGAAGCUAUACAAAAUCCAUUUUAUGUACAUCCAGCACCUUAUUUACGGGUCAAUCGACUGUUUGAGAGAUGUAUAAUCCAUGUAUAUGCUGCGCCUGCUAUAUAUAUACUAUAUGGCCAAUUCCUUCGAACGCAAAACAUGAUCUCACGAACGAGACGAACAUACGAUCGUGCCCUACUUAAUUUGCCAAUUACACAACAUAUGAUGAUAUGGCAGCAGUAUAUAGAGUUUGUAAAAGAGGUAGACCUACUCCCUAUGGGCAAAGCUGUACUGAAACGCUACAUACAGCUGCAACCUAACACGAGGGAAUCAUUGUACAAGAUGCUAAAGCAACAUGAACAUUAUGAUGAAGCUUGCAUUGUUUUGUGUGAACUUUUGAAUGAUGGCAAAUUUGUAUCCGAAAGCGGGAAAACACAAUACGACCUUUGGGUAGAACUGUGUGAGCUGAUCCGAGAUUAUUCGCAAUAUAUACGAAGUGUACCUAUCGAAGCCAUUAUAAAAGAAGGUAUAGCGAAAUAUAGUGACCAAGUAGCCCAAUUGUGGAUUAUAUUGGCCGAUAUAUAUAUCCUCAGAGGACAAAUGCUCAAUGCAAGAGACGUUUAUGAGGAAGCACUCAAAUCUGUCACUACAGUGCAGGAUUUCUCUACCAUCUUUGAUGUUUACGCUAAAUUUCUUGAAAAGUAUGCGAAGCAACGCAAGAAACUCCGAGGUGCUGAUCUGGAUGUAGUCAUGACUGUAGAUAGAUUAGAAAAUCUUAUCAACACUCGAGCUAUGCUAAUGGCAAAAGUAAAGUUAAAGCAAAAUGCACACAACGUGUAUAAUUGGCUGCACUAUGUGAAACUUGUAGAAAAUGACAUCAACAAGACACAAGAAAUAUUCGAGCAGGCAGUUGCCACAGUGGAUCCCAGGAAAUCAGUGGGUAGGGUCACUGAAUUAUGGACGUCGUACGCUUCGUAUUUCGAAAAUCAUGUAGAUGUUGAUGCAGCUGAUCGUAUCUUUGAAAAGGCAGUUGAAGGAAAUUACAAGUUCGUUGAUGAUCUCGCCUCAGUAUGGUGUGCCUGGGUAGAGAUGCAUAUAAGACAUAACAACCUUAAGCGUGCAUUAGAGCUAUCUAGGCAAGCUGUAGACGUGAGAAAUAAAAAAGAACCAAAUUAUGUCGAACAAAGGUUGUAUAGAUCAGUGAAACUCUGGAGUCUUUGUCUUGACCUGGAGCAAAACCUAGGUACAAUAGCUACAGCAAGGGCUACUUUCGAUCUGAUGGCAGAACUUAAAGUGGUAACACCACAGAUCGCGCUAAACUUUGCAAUGUAUCUCGAGGAACACAAAUACUUCGAAGCAGCAUUCAGUGCAUUUGAAAAGUGUGUUGCACUCUUCAAAUGGCCACAACUUUACUACCUCUACCUUCCAUAUCUAACUAAAUUUGUUAAAAGGUACCGUGGAACUAAAUUGGAACGCACACGAGAAAUAUUCGAUCAAUGUCUACACUCAGGUCGGGAGUCGAGUACAGGUGAUGUACCUGCUCAAUACGUAAAAUAUCUGUACUUCCUUUAUGCACAUAUGGAAGAAGAAUUCGGUUUAGUAAGGCGCUGUCUGGGCAUACUCAAGGACGCAGCUAAAUGCGCCGCUAAAGAAGACCAGAUGACUAUGAUUAAACUUUAUAUCGCAAAGACUGCAGAAUUUUACGGAAUAGUACAAACACGUAACAUUUAUCAAGAAUGCCUGGAAUUUGUAGACGAUGAAAUCGCACGAGAACUAUGUGAGAUGUACAUUCAGAUGGAACGUGGACUUGGAGAAAUAGAUAGAGCACGUGCUAUCUUUACCUACUGUGCCCAGCUCUGCGACCCUAUGAAAUAUGAAAAGUUCUGGAAAGAUUGGCGUGAAUUUGAAGUGCUGCAUGGCAACGAAGAGUGUUUCAGGGAGAUGCUGCGCAUCAAGCGAAGUGUACAAGCCAGAUUUUCUAAAGUUCACUUCAACGCUGAGGAAAUUGAUGUAAACACAGAAACUUAGCACUAGUGCCAAAAGGAUCAAUGUCAGCAACAAUCAUGUCCCAUAGGAACACUAUGUAAUGAUAUAAUCAGAAAUAAUGUAGAGACACUGCCAACCAUUUAAUCAUUUCUAUACAUU
Molecule: messenger RNA, 2641 nt
Organism: Babesia bovis T2Bo
Lineage: Eukaryota; Apicomplexa; Aconoidasida; Piroplasmida; Babesiidae
Exons: 2
Coding region: 86-2524 (812 amino acids)
Biological process (GO): generation of catalytic spliceosome for first transesterification step; mRNA splicing, via spliceosome
Cellular component (GO): U2-type catalytic step 2 spliceosome; post-mRNA release spliceosomal complex; Prp19 complex
Molecular function (GO): protein binding
Source: RefSeq, a predicted model, not a curated record